AGAUAAUUGAAGGGUAAUUUGGUAAUUUAGAGAGUUCCUCGGACUGACACUUUUCCGACAAUAAUGGCGGAAAGAGAGAAGGUUUAAAAGAUUUGUUAACAAUGAUUAAAAUGCCAGCUUUGAGCGGGGGGAUUAGAUUUUCCUUCAUUCUUCCCCAACUGCCUCUUCCUCCGUCUUCCUAGGGAAGAAGAAGAAGAGGAUAAGAGAAGAGAAUGGGGGUUAUAUCCAGACGGGUUUUGCCCGCCUGUGGUAACCUCUGUUUCUUCUGUCCUUCCUUGCGUCCCAGGUCUCGUCAUCCCCUUAAACGUUACAAGCACAUGCUCGCUGAAAUCUUCCCUCGUAACCAGGAUGCUGAACCAGAUGAUAGAAAAAUUGGCAAGCUUUGUGAGUAUGCGUCAAGGAAUCCCUUACGAAUCCCAAAGAUUACAGAGUACCUUGAGCAAAAAUGUUACAAAGAGCUGCGGAAUGGGAAUAUCGGAUCAGUCAAAGUCGUCUUGUGCAUUUACAAGAAAAUGCUUUCCUCAUGUAAGGAGCAGAUGCCUCUAUUUUCGUGUAGUUUGCUAAGCAUUGUCCGAACUCUUUUGGAGCAAACAAAAGAGGAAGAAGUCCAGAUAUUGGGUUGCAAUACCCUCGUUGACUUUAUUAGCUUACAGACUGAGAAUUCGCACAUGUUCAACUUAGAAGGCCUAAUCCCUAAACUCUGUCAACUUGCUCAAGAGAUGGGGGAUGAUGAAAGAUCACUCCGGUUACGGCCAGCAGGAAUGCAGGCUUUGGCAUUCAUGGUGUCUUUCAUCGGUGAGCAUUCACAACUAUCAAUGGACUUGGAUUUGAUUAUGUGUGUGAUUCUGGAGAAUUAUAUGGAUUUGGAGACCAACGAGGCUGGUGAAAAUUCAAUUUCCAAAAUGAGUAAAUGGGUUUCUUUCAAACGUAAUAAUCCUGUGACUGAGGAAAACAUGGAUAAUUCGAAGAGCCCCUCAUACUGGUCUAUGGCCUGCCUUUGCAAUAUAGCCAAACUAGCAAAGGAAACCACAACUCUUCGCCGUGUUCUUGAACCGCUUUUGAAUGCUUUUGACUGUGGAAGUUACUGGUCUCCAGAGAAGGGCGUCGCCUCUUCUCUUUUAUUGUUUCUCCAGUCUCGUCUCGAAGAAUCAGGAGAAAAUUGUCAUGUGUUGGUAUCUUCUUUGAUCAAGCACUUGGAUCAUAAGAAUGUGAUGAAGCAACAGGGUGUUCAAGUCAACAUGGUUAACGUAGCCACAUGCCUUGUGCAACACGCUAAGCAGCAGGCUUCAGGCGCCAUGACUGCUGUAAUAGCUGACUUGAUUAAGCACUUGCGGAAAUGCCUGCAAAACGCAGCUGAAUCUGAUCUGUCUGCUGAUGGAACGAAGCAGAACUCUGAGCUGCAGCGUGCAUUAGAAAAUUGCAUCGCAGAGCUCUCAAAUAAGGUUGGGGAUGCAGGGCCCAUUCUUGAUAUGUUGGCAGUGGUUCUUGAGACGAUAUCAACUAAUGUACUCGUUGCUAGGACCACAGCAUCAGCCACUCUCCGUGCUGCACAUAUAGUAUCAGUUGUCCCAAAUGUAUCUUACCACAAGAAAGUGUUUCCGGAUGCCUUGUUUCACCAACUGCUCCUUGCGAUGUCCCACGCAGACUCUGAAACUAGAGUUGAGGCGCAUAAUAUAUUCUCCGUCCUGCUUCUUCGUACUCUUCGCUUGCCUUGGUCAGACAAUUAUGAUGAAGCCUCUGAUGGCUGUCAGUCGUUGGAGAGUUUAAAGGAUGUCGAUGAUGGUAUAAAGUCGCUAUGUUCACUUCGACUGAGUAGUCACCAAGUGAAUAUGCUACUUUCAUCCCUAUGGAUCCAAGCAACUUCUACCGAGAAUACCCCUGAAAAUUUAGUGGCCAUGGCCAGCACGUUUAGUAUCACUCUUUUGUUUUCAGUAGCAAAGAGAUCAAAUCACAUGGCUCUGGUGCGGUGUUUUCAGCUGGCGUUCUCUCUUAGAAAUCUCUCAUUGAAUCAAGAUGGAGGUACGCAGCUCUCUCGUAGAAGAUCCAUCUUCACGUUUGCAUCAUAUUUGCUCAUUUUUAGUGCCAAGAUCUCCAAUAUUCCGGAGCUAAUUCCACUUGUCAAAGAAGCUUUAACUGUCCAAAUGGUUGAUCCUUCUCUUGUUCUGGAAGGAGAUAUCAGACUGCGUGCUGCAUGUUCUGGAUCUCCACAGGAAGAUGAUAGUGCUGCUCUCAACUCGUCAGCGGUUCGCUCAAAUGAUAGUUUCCUGAAGGAAAUCGUUAUCACUCAUUUCACAUCGAAGUUUCAGACAUUAUCCGAGGAGGAGGAAUCAAAUUUGAGAAAGGAAAUUGAGUCAGAUUUUUCGAGAGAUGAGGAUGCACACCCGCUUGGUGCACCAAUGUUCAUGGACACACCAGGAUCUAGUAGUUCCCCUCUUAAUGAAACAGAAGUUCCAGCUUUUGAUGAGGUUGAGCUUUCAGCAAUAGUGGCAUUUGAAGGAGCUUCUCCGGGGGCUAGUGGGAGUGAGCCUGGCCACAAUAAAUCCUUGUCCACAAACACUAACCCAGCAGAUGUUCUGAGUGUCAACGAGUUGCUUGAAUCGGUAUCAGAAACUGCUAGGCAAGUUGCAAGCCUCCCUGUUUCCUCCAUCCCUGUACCUUAUGACCAAAUGAUGAAUCAGUGUGAAGCUCUUGUGAUGGGUAAGCAUCAAAAGAUGUCCGUGCUUCGAAGUUUCAAACCUGAGGCAACCAAAGCUGUAACUCUCUCAGAAGAGGAUGAACUCUUUCUUCUAGAUGAGACAGAAGAAGCUGAUGAAGAUGAUCACAAGGCACUGACUGUGGCACAAGUCCAACCUCAAGGCCAGCUCGCAUUCUGCUCGCUCGAAGUGGAACAAAACUCGUUUCGGUUACCUUCUUCAAGCCCUUACGAUGAGUUCUUGAAAGCAGCCGGAUGUUAAAGCCGGUACAUUCUUGAAAAUCUUGCUUGUGUAACUUAUUUAUAGACACACGGCAUAGUGUAUACAUAUAUAUAUUAUCACGUGUAAUCUUGUGCUUCAUCUAAUCUUAAUAUAUUAAAGUGAGUUAGGACUCACAGAGAGAUGACACAUCAA
Molecule: messenger RNA, 3107 nt
Organism: Brassica napus (rape)
Lineage: Eukaryota; Viridiplantae; Streptophyta; Magnoliopsida; Brassicales; Brassicaceae
Product: protein SEMI-ROLLED LEAF 2
Exons: 20
Coding region: 213-2954 (913 amino acids)
Source: RefSeq, a predicted model, not a curated record